AUGACCUCCACCACCCUGAUGCCUGUCCGUGUCUCCUUGCGACGAGAAUCCAACGUCCAUCCCCCCGACCAGCUGGACCCGGAGCCUCCGGCCAAAAGGCCUCGCCUGCAGCACCCUUCGUCGCGUCGUCGCAAAAGCUCCCCGGACCUGCUCGAUACCACCACCACCACCGAGAACUCGUCGUCGGCCGCCUCGCCCUACAAGCUCUCGCCCCAUCCCCUGCGCCGGCGGACCUCGACGCGCCGCCCGCUGGCCAGCAAUCCCACGGGCUCCCCGGCCACUCCCCGACCGGCCGACCGUCGCAUCCUCCGCAAUGAGACCCCCACCAUUGCCCCCGCGUCGUUAUAUCUGCGUGGCGGUCGCGAAUCACCCGAUCCCCUAGACACCAUUUCCCCGGCCGCAACCACCAAGUCCUCUGUCUCGCGGAGGUUGUCGCCCGCGGGACGACCCUCCGCCUCCGCCGCCGCCGCCGCUUCCUCCUCCGCCCGUCGUCCGCGUCGCUCAGCUCCGGCCACCGACCCCGAUCUCGACCCGGUGACUCCUGUCAGUGCCCAGCAAGAAGCCAGCGCAUUGUCAGCGUCCAAUCCGUCUCAAUCCUCCCACGAAGCAACCGCCCAGCAAUCCACUCCAACAGAGCAGCCCUCCGCCGCGCGCGAGCAACGGCGCUCUCUCCGCUCCCACGAUGGCGGCUCCCGCGCACGCAGCGAGCUGGCACAAUACUUUCCCAACUACGAGGAACUCAUCAGCCUGGAGCCCCCAAAGCCGGAAUUCCUCACCGGAAGUACCACCAUCAAACUCAUCGACGACCUCCCCGAACCCCUCAUCCCAUCCUCCGAUCCCGACAUAGACACCGAUACACCCUUCGGAAAUCCCCUGCUUAACCUUCACAACUGCGAAACCAUCAGUCUUCCCGAUCCUACAUCUCUCUCCCAGUCCGAUACCACCACUACUGAAUCUUCCUCCACCGCGAUCGACCCCCUCAGCGAAGAAAUCUACUUUCGUCCGCAUCGGCGCAACGAACGUCAAGAAAAGCAACUCCGCAAUAUUGAGCGCGACCACAACCAGUACGAGAAACAAAAGCUCGACCGUCUUCUCGAUGACCUCCAAGGCCAUGACUGGCUCCGUCCCAUGGGCAUCACGGGGCACAUCACCGACCAAGAGCGCAAACACUACGAGACCAAACGCGCCCACUUCAUCCAGGAGAUUUCGGCCGUGCUCCAGAAAUUCAAGAUUUGGAAAGAAGAAGAAAAGCGCCGCAAGCUAGAAAAGGACAACAAGCUCAUUGAGGAAGAAAACAAAGACCACACUCCGGAGACCAACGACGAGGAAGGCGACGAUGGCGACAACAACAACGGCGUCACCACCCUCUCCGAUGUCCAAAGCUACGGCGGUGACCCGCCCGAUCCAAAUGACGUGGACGCCUGGGCCGCAAGACAACUACAUCAGGAAGCGCGAUCAGCUACCACAAAUCCCACCAGCACAACAGGCAAGAAAUCCAAGCCCUCCACAUCCAAGAAACCCUCCUCGACCACCAUGCCCCCACCCCCGGCGCCCGUCCCUCAUCUCCCCCCUCUCCCCCUCGAACCGGAAAAACCAUUCACAUCCUUCUUCUCGAAACCCCAUCUCCGCGAACUAGCCCUGUCCUCCACCAACCGCAAAGGCCGAACGCGUCUCGCCUUCGGCCACGCGCUCCCCGACAUGGACGAGCGGGAAUUCGAACUCCCUGCCGAGAUUCUCACCCCAGAGGCUAUCGAUUCAUGUCGACGAAAGAGACGCCGAAUGAAGCGGGCUAGUCGGGGAGACACGGAGACCGGGUAG
Molecule: messenger RNA, 1818 nt
Organism: Aspergillus ibericus CBS 121593
Lineage: Eukaryota; Fungi; Ascomycota; Eurotiomycetes; Eurotiales; Aspergillaceae
Product: acetyltransferase SAS4-like domain-containing protein
Exons: 2
Coding region: 1-1818 (605 amino acids)
Cellular component (GO): SAS acetyltransferase complex
Molecular function (GO): histone acetyltransferase activity
Source: RefSeq, a predicted model, not a curated record